Molecule: messenger RNA, 4401 nt
Organism: Closterium sp. NIES-65
Lineage: Eukaryota; Viridiplantae; Streptophyta; Zygnematophyceae; Desmidiales; Closteriaceae
Source: the annotation of a GenBank genome assembly
AUGGCUACCCCCAGUGUCCUCACUUUUUACGCCGAGGGUAGGGCCAUUGACUUUGAGGUCUGGGUAGACGACCUGCAGCUGUUCUUACAGUGCGAUAGGGCAGACGGCCUCUCUCUCUUUGACCUUACCUCUGGCGCUUCCCCUGCCCCUGCUGCUGACGCUGACGCCACUGUUUGCUCCCAGUGGGCCACGCGCGACGCUGCUGCACGUCUUGCUGUGCGUCGCCACCUCCGUACCUCCGAGCGUGCGCACUUUAGUCAGUACAAGAGUGCUCAGACCUUUCGGUCGGUGCGGCGUCUGCCCCUAGCAGGAGACGCCGCCCUGGCAAGGGCAAGGGGGGCAAGGGAGCUGGAGGAGCGGGCGGUGGAGGUGGAGGUGGAGGCGGUGGGGGUAGUGGGGGUGGCGGUGGGAGUGGAGGUGGGGGUGGGGGGGUCGGUGGCGGCAGUGGAGGCGGAGGCGGCGGCGUCGGUGGCGGUGGGAGCGGAGGUGGCGGAGGAGGCGGCGGUGGAGGCAGCGGCGGAGGCGGCGGCAGUAGCGGAGGCGGCGGAGGCGGUGGGGGUGGCGGUGGAGCUGGUCGCGGGUCUUCGCAGAGGAGUGGCUCCGGUGGUGGCUCGCGCCAGCAGCAGCAGCGCGGUCGUGAGACCCUGUCCCCUCAGCAGCUCUGUGAGUGGUACACUGCACGCUAGCGGGGUGGGGGUUUUGGUCCGUGCACCUACGUCCUGCGCACCGGCGACCGUGCGGGGUGACUGCUACCGCUGUUUCCCGCCCGAUCCGGGCAUUGAGGCUGCUGCCCUAGGUGCUUGCGACGCUGCUGCUCUAGGUGCUAGUGUGUCUGCGUCCUCAGGUACUAGUGAGUCUGCGCUCUCAGGUACUACGUCGGCUUCGGCCUCCCUCACCUUCACCCUUGACUCUGGGGCGUCUCGCUCCUUCUCUCGGGACCGCACCACACUCACGCCGCUCAGUCGGCCGGUUGCGAUGUCUCUGGCUGACCCCUCCGGAGGUCCUGUACUGUCUCGUUUCUCCACAGUCCUCCCGUGUCCAGCGGCUCCCUCUGGCACCCUGUCUGGUCUUUACCUCCCCUCGUUCUCGACGAACCUGGUGAGUGGUGCUGACCUACAGGAUGCAGGUGUCCACCAGUUCACUCCUGCGCGUCACCGAGGGACACACUGUACGGAGGCUAGCACAGGCCGACACCUGGCUACGUUCACCCGUCAGCCGGGGUCGAGCCUGUACACUCUCACCACUGCGUCUCCUCCAGUUGCUGAGUCUGGUAGGGUAGCUGCGUCGGGUCAGGUGUUUGCUGCGACGUCCUGGUCUGGUCCUGAGUCUGCCCCCUGUUCGUGUCGUCUCUUGUCUUACGAGACUCUCCUCUGGCACCACCGCCUUGGCCACCCCUCUCUGCUUCGGCUCAGAGGCAUAGCCUCUCAUCUUCUUGUGUCUGGUCUCCCCCGGUCCCUCCCUCCCCUUCCUCAGGGCCCUGGCCCUGCCUGUGUCCCCUGUGUCGAGGGGCGCCAGCGUGCUGCCCCUCACUCCUCCCAGUUUCCUUCGACAGAGGCCCCGUUGCAGACGCUUCACAUGGACGUGUGGGGCCCAGCCCGCGUCUGUAGACAGAGUCACGAGCGCUACUUCCUGCUCGUUGUUGACGACUACUCGCGUUACACCACACAAAAUGGGAUUGCUGAGCGCCGCAUUGGCAUGGUCAUGGACGUCGCUCGUACGUCUAUGAAGCAUGCGGCUGCCCCCCAUUUUCUGUGGCCGUUUGUGAUGAGUGCGUUUGUCCGCGACUUGUCUGCGGACAAGCUGUCCCCUCGUGCUGCUCCUUGCGUCUUCCUGGGGUUCCCCCCUGACGCGCCUGGGUGGCAGUUCUACCACCCCACCUCUCGCCGUGUUCUGUCCUCCCAGGACGUCACGUUUGACGAGUCGGUCCCCUACUACCGCCUCUUCCCCUACCGCACUCCGUCCCUCCCCCCACCCCCACUCUUCCUUAUACCAGGUCCCCCCCAGGUAGACCCCCUUCCCCCUCAGGGUCUUGCCCCUUCAGGUGUGUCCCACGUAGACGCAGUCGAGCCUGUCGAGGUCACUGUUGACUCUGGUGCUGCUGGGGGUGCUGAGCCUGGGGGUGCUGGACCUAGGGGUACGGAGUCUGGUGGUGCUGAGCCUCGGGGUGCUGCGUCUUGGGGUGCUGAGCCUGGGGGUGCUGAGCUUGGGGGUGCUGCGUCUGGGGGUGCUGAGACUGGGGGUGCUGAGCCUCGAGGUGCUGCGUCUUGGGGUGCUGAGCCUGGGGGUGCUACGCCUGGGGGUGCUGAGCGUGGAGGUGCUCCGCCUGGAGGUUCUCCGGGUGCUUCUUCUCGCCGGGAGCCACUCUCUCCACAGGAGCUGCGCGAGUGGUUUGCCCGGCGCUGGCGCCGUUCUGCUGGUGCUGGAGGUUCUUCGGGUGCUGAGGGUGCUGCGGUCGCGGGUCCCGGAGGUGCUCGUACUGAGAGUACUGGAGCUGCUGGGCCUGCGGGUUCGACUAGAGCUGGUGCUGCUGAGGGUAUUGGUGCUGAGACUACUACUGGCGGUCCUGCUGGGGGUGCUCCUGGUGCUGCUGGAGGUUCUCGAGCUGCUGGAGGUUCUGCUGGGGCGGUUGCUCCUGCUGAGGUUACUGGUGCUGUCCCUGCUGCUUCUGGCGUCGCCACGCGGCCUCGACCGUACUUUUCACAGCUACAGCCUGCCUCCCCUUUGCCUGCUCCUUCUCCCUACGCUGGUCCUACUGGAGGUCUUACUGAGCGUCGUGAGCCUGCGUCUCGUCCUGCGUCGCCUGUUCGUGCUGCUCGCGCUAGUGGUCGCGGUCCUCGCCAGCGUCCUCUUCCUGUCCCUGGCAUGCAACGGAUGUCUCUGCGUCCGUCUACUGCUCCUCUGCGUGCCCCUUUGCCUUCCCCUCCUGAGUCCUCUCUUCCCGCUCUUGCCGACCCUGAGUCGGACUCUCUUCGUGCUGCCACUCCUGCUAUCACGCGUCUCUUUGCUACUGUUUGUGCUCCUGGCACGGACGUCCUUGAGGACAGGCAGGAGGAGUUCCAGUGUCUGGCGGCUGCUUCACCUCAUCUCGUGUCCGUAGUGCUUACCCCUGAGGGAGACCCGGAUGCACUUGACAUCCCGACUCCGCGCUCUUACACGGAGGCGAUAGAGGGUCCCUACUCCUCUCAGUGGCAGGCAGCUAUGGAUGCAGAGAUGGCUUCCUGGAAAUCCACAGGCACCUACGUUGACGGUGUCCGCCCUCCUGGGGCGAACAUCGUCAGUGGCAUGUGGAGCUUCAGGGUGAAGCGGCCGCCGGUUUCUCCACCUGUCUUCGAGGCGCGUUACGUGGCUCGUGGUUUCAGCCAGCGGCAGGGAGUUUACUACUUUCAGACCUUCUCCCCCACCCCGAAGAUGACCACUCUUCGGGUACUGCUGCACGUUGCUGCUCACCGUGACUACGAGCUGCACUCUCUUGACUUCAGCACAGCUUUCUUGCAGGGCAGCCUGCACGAGGAGAUCUGGCUGCGUCGCCCACCUGGCUUCACUGGGUCUUUCCCUCUUGGUACCAAGUGGAGUCUCCGGCGUCCAGUCUACGGUCUCCACCAGGCGCCCUGUGAGUGGCACGACACACUGAGAACUACGCUUACGCCUCUUGGGUUUGCUCCUUCUACUGCCGACCCGUCGCUGUUUCUGCGCACCGACACCUCUCUGCCGCCGUUCUACAUCCUCGUGUACGUCGACGACUUGGUCUUUGCCACAGCUGACACUGCUGGACUCGCCUACGUGAAGUCCGAGCUGCAGAAGAGACACACGUGCACAGACCUGGAGCACAUGGCUGCAGCGAAGAGGGUGUUGCGCUACCUGUGUAAUACGUCGGGCAUGGGGCUAGUGCUUGGAGGGCGGAGUCCAGUGGUCCUCACUGAGCACGCGGACGCUUCUUGGGCUGACGACCAGGCUACGCAGCGGUCGUCACUGGGUUACACCUUCAGCCUUGGUUUCGGCUCUGUUUCGUGGCGGGCUACUCGCUCGUCUUCUGUCCUUGGCUCCAGUUGUGAGGCUGAGAUCUACGCUGGGGCCAUGGCUGCACAGGAGUUUUGCUGGCUCACCUACCUGCUGACUGGCCUUGGAGAGCCGCCUCGUUCUCCUCCAGUCCUGUAUGUAGACAACAAGGCCAUGCUGGCCUUGUGUCGAGAGCAGCGACUGGAGCACAGAACAAAGCACAUUGCUCUCCGCUACUUUCUUGCUUGUGAGCUACUGCAGCGUGGACAGUUGCGGCUUGCGUACGUGGCCUCUGAGGCCAACACUGCUGAUGUCUUUAUCAAUGCACUUGCGCAUUGUGAUCAUCAGCGCUUCUGCACUCAGCUGGGUCUUGUGCCCGUCUUGCCUCACUUGCUCUCCUCUUGA